GUCACGUGUCCGCGGCCUCAGCGGGGCGGAGCCGGCGUCUCUUGACUUCCGUCACUUCCGGUUCUCUGUCAGUCGCGAGCGAGGUAGCAGGAGGGUGUCCGACUGCACCAGCGAAGCAAUGCCUAAAUCAAAGGAACUUGUUUCUUCAAGCUCUUCUGGCAGUGAUUCUGACAGUGAAGUUGACAAAAAGUUAAAGAGGAAAAAGCAAGUUGCUCCAGAAAAACCUGUGAAGAAGCAAAAGACUGGUGAAACUUCAAGAGCUCUGUCAUCUUCCAAACAGAGCAGCAGCAGCAGAGAUGAUAACAUGUUUCAGAUUGGGAAAAUGAGGUAUGUUAGUGUUCGGGACUUUAAAGGGAAGGUUCUAAUUGAUAUUAGAGAAUAUUGGAUGGAUCCAGAAGGUGAAAUGAAACCAGGAAGAAAAGGUAUUUCUUUAAAUCCGGAGCAGUGGAGCCAGCUGAAGGAACAGAUUUCUGACAUUGAUGAUGCAGUAAGAAAACUGUAAAGUCCGAGCCAUAUAAAACCUGUACUGUUGUAGUUGUUUUAAUCUGUCUUUUUACAUUGGCUUUUGUUUUCUAAAUGUUGUUUUCCAAGCUAUUGUAUGUUUGGAUUGCAGAACAAUUUGUAAGUUGAAUACUUUUUUUUAAUGUGCAUUAUUAAAAAUGUUCUGAGUGAAGCUAAUUGUCAUGUUUAUUAAUAAGGAGGAUUGCUUUGUGCCCACCACCUAGUGUAAAAUAAAAUGGAAUAAUACAAUCUCA
This is a messenger RNA of Lemur catta (Ring-tailed lemur), 755 nucleotides long. RefSeq names its product SUB1 regulator of transcription (gene SUB1). Gene Ontology annotation, biological process: positive regulation of transcription initiation by RNA polymerase II. The record is from RefSeq and is a predicted model, not a curated record. Gene Ontology annotation, molecular function: transcription coactivator activity; DNA binding. Bases 119 to 502 code for a protein of 127 amino acids. The transcript is spliced from 5 exons. Gene Ontology annotation, cellular component: nucleus; transcription regulator complex. Lineage: Eukaryota; Metazoa; Chordata; Mammalia; Primates; Lemuridae.